AUGGCCGACGAAAUUUUGGAGCAGUUACCGCUGGCCGAAAAGGUGGCUGUGUGGGGCACCCUGGGGACCAUCCGGCCUCACCUGAAUUUUGAUGCAGCCAAAGAUGCCCAGACUUUCUUCGAGGCCAUCAGUGGCGAAGGGGUCAACUGCGGAGUCGUCAUUGACCUGCUGACCAGCCGGAGCAGUGAGCAUCGCCAGCAGAUUGCUGAAGCCUUCCUCGACUUCACCCAACAGGGCCUGUUGAAAACCCUGGAGGCGGUGGUGCCCGGCCAGUUUGAGACCAUUAUCAGGGCUCUGCUCCGUCCGGCGGCUCAGAACGAUGCCCACGAGAUCCAGGCGGGAUUGCAGAGUCUGGAGGUGGAAACCCUGAUUGAAAUCGUCUCCACUCAAAGGGCGAAACAGCUUCAAGAAACCUUGGCUUAUUAUAAACAAGAUUUCAAAUCAGACCUGGAAACGGAUAUCGCGUGUGGCACCACCGGUGGCUUUCAAGAACUGCUCCUUGCCUUGAUCAAGGGUGAGCGGGAACGCCAUUUGGGGGUGAUCGAUUACGUCUUGAUACGGCAAGAUUCAAAGGCCCUCGCCGACGCGGCCGCUGGUGGGGACGCUGGAGGCCUGGAGCAGAGCGCGUGGGUCCGGAUCCUGGCUCAACGCAGCCCCGAGCAUUUGAGGAGAGUGUUCAGCUGGUACCAAGAGCUGACAGGAAACUCAGUUGAGGAAACUAUGGAGAAACAUUUCCAGGGAGACUUCCGGGAAGCAAGUUUAACGCUGGUUUCCCUCCUGAGAAACACACCGCUAUAUUUUGCCACCAGGCUCCACUCGGCCAUUAAGGAAGUAGGACACAAUCCCCGGACGGCUGUCCGAAUCAUGGUCUCCCGCAGCGAGACGGACCUUCUGAGCAUCCGCGCUGAGUUCAAGAGGCGCUACGGGGUCUCGCUCUACUCCUUCAUUGAGAUGGAAACGCAAGGCGAAUACCAGGCGGCAUUGCUCGGCUUGUGCAAGGCGGAAGAUCUGUGA
Molecule: messenger RNA, 1014 nt
Organism: Protobothrops mucrosquamatus (brown spotted pit viper)
Lineage: Eukaryota; Metazoa; Chordata; Lepidosauria; Squamata; Viperidae
Gene: ANXA9
Product: annexin A9
Exons: 12
Coding region: 1-1014 (337 amino acids)
Cellular component (GO): cytoplasm
Molecular function (GO): calcium ion binding; calcium-dependent phospholipid binding
Source: RefSeq, a predicted model, not a curated record